Molecule: messenger RNA, 808 nt
Organism: Microbotryum saponariae
Lineage: Eukaryota; Fungi; Basidiomycota; Microbotryomycetes; Microbotryales; Microbotryaceae
Source: the annotation of a GenBank genome assembly
AUGGGACGUUUCCAGGAAUAUCAGGUCAUCGGCCGCAAGCUGCCGUCCGAGAAGGAGCCGCAGCCCAAGCUUUACCGCAUGAGGAUCUUUGCGCCCAACGAUGUUGUCGCCAAGUCCCGCUUCUGGUACUUUUUGCGAAAACUGCGCAAGGUCAAGAAGGCGACUGGUGAAGUGGUUGCCGUCAACGUCGUACGUGGCCCUGGUCCAUCGUCCAGCCUGGCUCGCCCUCGCCUUCGCCGCCGCCGCCGCGGUGCCAGCAGUCUGCUCUCAUACUGAUCGUAGGCUCUUCGCAUCUCCCUACAGAUCAGCGAGAAGAAGCCCCUUGUCGUCAAGAACUUCGGUAUCUGGCUCCGCUACGAUUCGCGAUCGGGAACCCACAACAUGUACAAGGAAUACCGUGAGCUGACCCGUGCAGACGCCGUACACGCCUGCUACCAAGACAUGGCUGCACGUCACCGUGCUCGCUUCCGUUCGGUUCAGGUUAGUACUUUUCAGUCCCGGUAUCGCGUCGUGGCAGGCAGUGUUCUCCGCCGGCAGCCUUCACCCCUUCCCUCCGGCCGUUCACUUUCUGCUGCACGGUUGAUCCGUAUGGCCUCGCAGGCUCGAGUCCGAGCCAUGAAGCUCACUGGGUGCCCUUUUUGUGCCACGGUUCUAGAUUCUUCGCGUGGCCGAGAUCGAGAAGAACAGCGACGUUCGCCGCCCCAAUAUCAAGCAACUCAUCACCCCGAACCUUCGCUUCCCCUUGCCCCACCGAGUCGUCAAGAGCCGCAGUUUGUUCCUCGCCAACCGACCAUCGACCUUCUAUUAG